Messenger RNA from Chrysoperla carnea, 2912 nucleotides. RefSeq lists its product as uncharacterized. The record is from RefSeq and is a predicted model, not a curated record. The annotation marks the transcript as partial. NCBI's taxonomy places the organism in Eukaryota, Metazoa, Arthropoda, Insecta, Neuroptera, Chrysopidae. The transcript is spliced from 3 exons.
UGGAAGAAUUCCAGGAACGCGAUAGCGGUUGGGCUCUUGACAUGAUCAUAAAUAUUCGAGUCCACAUGAAUAAGUACUCUCCGAUCACAGCUGGGACUUUUUGUGAACUACCACCAGUCAUCAAAAAUAAAUUGGCUGUGGUUAAUGUCCAGAAUAAAGACCAACAUUGUUUUCUAUGGUCGAUAAUGUCAGCACUUUACCCGGUUGAAAGGAAUCCUCAACGUUUAACUAAGUACCCGCACUAUAAAUAUCAUUUAAAAUAUGAUGGAUUAAAGUUUCCCAUGUCUCUAGAUCAAAUUAAUAAAUUUGAAAAGAUGAACCCGCAUUUAUCGAUUAACGUGUACGGCUACAAAGAUUCGUUUAUACAUGGUUUGGAAAUUUUCCCUGUACGCGUUAGUUCGAACACUGCGGGGCAGAAAAUUCAUCUAUUGGCUGUGGAGAAUGGGAACAGUCACCACUUUUGCUGGAUAAAAAAUUUAGCAAAGUUGGCUCGAUCGGGUGUAACAAAAUUCGAGCAUAAAAUAUUUUUAUGUGAUCGAUGUCUCAACUAUUUUGCUACAGAAGGCAAACUCCAACAGCAUUCAGUAAAUUGUGGUGAGAAAGAAGCAGUGCGGGUACGAAUGCCUGAAACUGAUGACGAGCGGUUCGUUGAGUUCAAAGAUUUCAACAGCAAGGAACGUGUUGAGUAUAUGGUGUACGCUGACUUUGAGGCACUAUUGGUACCACAACAUCAUGAAGACAUGGAAAUGGAUCAUGGGUCUUAUACAAAAAAUAUUCAAAAACAUGUACCCUACAGUGUAGGUUACUAUGUUCAUUGUACCCAUGAUCCCAACCAAUCGUUUUAUAAGGCAUACCGUGGUGCUGAUUGUGUCAAGUGGUUUGUUCAUGAACUGGAACAAGUAGCGUACUCAUUAGAGCAAAAAAUAAAACACGUUAAACCAAUGUAUCCGCUCACCGUCGAACAAGAACUGGAUUUUAUGUCAGCAGAGAAGUGUCACAUUUGUGGUAAAGAUUUCGUAUCCAAUUCCAUACGUGUUCGCGACCAUUCACAUCGCACAGGUAUCUACCGUGGAGCAGCACACCAAUUUUGUAAUCUGAAUUAUCAAGAUUCAAGGGUGAUACCUGUUGUGAUGCACAACUUAAGUGGAUACGAUUCGCAUUUUAUUAUUGAAGCUCUGCUGACGGAAAUCGACGGUCAAGUUGAUGUGUUGCCCAUCAACAAAGAAAAGUACAUCAGUUUCACAAAGCACGUCUCGGACAUUCAAUUAAGAUUCAUUGAUUCCUUCCGAUUUCUCGCAGACAAGUUGGAAAAUCUGGCCUCAUAUUUAGAUAAUGAUAAAAAAUCCAUUUUACAUAAAGAGGUCAGUAAUGAUGAACAAUUUCAAUUGCUGACGAGAAAAGGUGUAUUUCCAUAUGAAUACAUGAGUAGCUGGGGACGUCUCCAAGAGACAAAAUUACCACCAAAGGAGGCGUUCUACAGUGUGUUAACAGAUGAACACAUAACGGAUGAGGAUUAUAACCAUGCGAUACAGGUAUGGAACACAUUCAAUUUACAUACACUAGGUGAUUAUUCAGACCUGUAUAUGAAAACUGAUGUGUUACUACUUGCGGAUAUUUUUGAAAAUUUCCGUAACACUUGUAUUCAUAGCUAUAGUCUCGAUCCUAGUCACUAUUACACACUUCCUGGCUAUACGUGGAGCGCCAUGUUGAAAUACACCAAUAUCAAAUUGGAAUUGUUCACGGAUAUUGAUGACUUGUUGUUUAUCGAGAAAGGAAUCAGAGGCGGUGUAAGUCAAUGUUCUAAUCGCUAUGCUAAGGCAAACAAUAAGUACAUGGAAGAGGGGUAUGAUAAAACUCAAGAAGAUGUCUACCUUAUGUAUUACGAUGUGGUGAACCUAUAUGGUGCAGCAAUGUGUGGAUACCUACCAACAGGAAAUUUUAAGUGGGUCGACACACCAAACAUCGAGGAUGUUGCAGAUGAUUCACCAGUCGGGUACAUUUUAGAAGUAGACCUUGAAAUACCCCAACAUCUACAUGAUAACUUUAGCGAUUUACCGCCAUGUCCGGAGACAACGAAACCACCUGGAUCAAAACAAAAAUAUCUUCUGUCAACCCUUUACAAUAAGACCAACUAUGUCGUGCACUACAGGAAUUUAAAACUGUAUACACAACUCGGUGUUAAGGUAACAAAAUACCACCGUGUGUUACAAUUCGAUCAAUCUGCAUGGUUGAAACCAUAUAUUGAUUUCAAUACCGAGAUGCGCAAGAACGCCUCAAAUGAGUUUGAAAAAGCAUUAUUCAAACUCAUGAUUAAUGCCAUCUUCGGUAAAACCAUGGAGAAUGUGAGGAAACAUCGGGUUGUGUACAUACGAAAAAAUUGGGAUGGAAAACAUGGUGUGAAGAAAUUAAUUGCCAAUCCCAAUUUUCACAGUAUGAUGGUGCUCGACAAUGACGUCAGUAUUGUUGAAAUGAAAAAAACACAGAUACGUUUCAACAAACCCAUCUACAUAGGCUUCACAAUUUUAGACAUAUCGAAAACGUUUGUGUAUGACUUCCACUACAACUACAUGUACCAACGGUACAACCCCACAAAUGUCAGGUUAUUAUACACAGACACCGAUAGUCUAAUUUAUAGCGUGAAAAAUACUGACGUCUAUGAGGUCAUGAAACAGGAUAUUAAUCGUUUUGAUACGGCUGACUAUGCACCCGACAACAUCUAUGGUAUGCCACUACGUAAUAAGAAAGUCAAGGGUUUAAUGUCCGAUGAAAAUAAUGGUGAUGUUAUGCUAGAAUUUGUCGGAUUACGUAGCAAAAUGUAUGCUAUUCGGGUGCAAAAUAAAAAAGAGACUAAACGAUCCAAGGGUCUCAAGAAGUCAGCUAUCCGAAAACUUACUUUUGAGGACUAUAAGCGG